Molecule: messenger RNA, 3344 nt
Organism: Pelobates fuscus (common spadefoot toad)
Lineage: Eukaryota; Metazoa; Chordata; Amphibia; Anura; Pelobatidae
Gene: EHD3
Product: EH domain containing 3
Exons: 6
Coding region: 452-2056 (534 amino acids)
Biological process (GO): endocytosis; endosomal transport
Cellular component (GO): plasma membrane; cytoplasm
Molecular function (GO): GTP binding; calcium ion binding; protein binding
Source: RefSeq, a predicted model, not a curated record
GAUGGGAACUUCCGGUGUCUCUGGUUUCCUGGGCUGCUGGCAAUUAAAUCCAAGAGGAGAGCAGUGAUGUGAGGCUGUGGACCACUUUCCUUAAAAUAUCACAGAAACAGGGGAGGGGAGCAGCUGUGUGUCUCUUACUGCCUGCACUGACUCUGACAGCAAUAUUAAUAUUUAGCUGGGGGAUACAUUGUAACACAUUCUGUUAAUGUUCUAUUAGUCAUUACAGAAAGCAUCUAGCAGCUGAAUAGGGAGGAAUACAUAACAUUUAAAUUGUUUUUUGUGUUUCUGUUGCUCAUUUUUGCUGUGCACUUUUUAGAUUUCUAUAUCUGUCUUUUUUUUUUUUUUUUAAAUAGAUCAGGUGUAGCUUAGUGUCUCAGAUAAAACCCAGAUUUGUGCAGUCUGCAGGGACAGGGCUCAUUGGCAGCUGGUUUUUGUUGUAGACACCAUCACAAUGUUUAGCUGGCUGGGUAAUGAUGAUAGGAAGAAGGAUCCAGAGGUUUUUCAGACUGUCAGUGAAGGUUUGAAGAAAUUGUACAAAACCAAACUUCUCCCCUUGGAAGAUUAUUACAAAUUCCACGAGUUCCACUCCCCUGCCUUGGAAGAUGCUGACUUUGACAACAAGCCUAUGAUCCUGCUGGUGGGACAAUACUCAACUGGGAAGACCACUUUCAUUAGAUAUCUCCUGGAACAAGACUUCCCUGGCAUGAGGAUUGGACCAGAACCCACCACAGAUUCCUUCAUUGCGGUGAUGCAGGGUGAUGUGGAGGGGGUUGUCCCAGGCAAUGCCCUCGUGGUGGAUCCCAAAAAACCUUUUAGAAAACUGAAUGCUUUUGGAAACGCUUUCUUAAACAGGUUCGUCUGUGCACAGCUUCCAAACCCUGUACUCGAGAGUAUCAGCGUGAUUGACACUCCUGGGAUACUUUCUGGGGAGAAGCAGAGGAUAAGUCGAGGAUAUGAUUUUGCUGCUGUUCUUGAAUGGUUCGCUGAGAGAGUUGAUCGAAUUAUUCUCCUCUUUGAUGCCCAUAAGCUGGAUAUCUCAGACGAGUUCUCAGAAGUCAUCAAAGCCCUUAAGAACCAUGAAGACAAAAUGCGCGUCGUCCUUAAUAAAGCCGACCAGAUUGAGACCCAGCAACUGAUGAGAGUUUACGGUGCACUUAUGUGGUCUUUGGGAAAGAUUGUGAACACUCCAGAGGUGAUCAGAGUCUACAUUGGGUCGUUUUGGUCUCACCCGCUUCUCAUUCCUGACAAUCGCAAGCUCUUUGAGGCUGAAGAGCAAGAUCUGUUUAGAGAUAUUCAAAGUCUUCCACGAAAUGCUGCUCUAAGGAAACUAAACGACCUGAUAAAGAGAGCCCGCCUCGCUAAGGUCCAUGCGUACAUCAUCAGUUCUCUGAAGAAGGAAAUGCCAUCAGUGUUUGGCAAAGACAAUAAGAAGAAGGAGCUGAUUGCUAGUUUGGGAGAGAUUUAUUCCCGAAUCGAGCGAGAGCACCAAAUUUCUCCAGGCGACUUUCCAAACUUAAAGAAGAUGCAGGAUCUUUUGCAAUCACAAGACUUCAACAAGUUCCAGCCACUGAAGAGUAAACUCCUGGAGACUGUGGAUGACAUGCUAUCUCAUGACAUUGCUCAUCUGAUGGUCCUGGUUAGGCAAGAAGAGACUCAAAAACCAGUUCAAAUGGUCAAAGGUGGUGCAUUUGAGGGUACCCAGAAUGGGCCGUUUGGGCAUGGAUAUGGAGAAGGAGCUGGAGAAGGCAUUGAUGAUGCUGACUGGGUAGUGUCAAGAGAUAAGCCCAUGUAUGAUGAAAUCUUUUACACAUUAUCUCCUGUCAACGGAAAAGUCACUGGUGCCAAUGCCAAGAGAGAAAUGGUGAAGUCUAAGCUGCCCAACACAGUGCUGGGCAAGAUUUGGAAGCUUGCAGACAUCGACAAAGAUGGACUGCUGGACGAUGAGGAGUUUGCGUUGGCCAAUCAUCUUAUCAAGGUCAAACUAGAAGGUCAUGAGCUACCAAAUGACCUACCAUAUCAUCUCCUUCCACCAUCUAAAAGAAAAGUUCCAGAGUAAAUGGGGAAAGAAAAAAAAAAAUUAAUAAUUAAAUCACAAAAUUGAAAGAGGGAUACAUGUGUUUACCUAAGUUAUACAUCUAAUGUGAGAAAGGCCUGCUGUGGCAUUUUCAGUUAGACCAACUCACAUAUUAAAAUCCUAAAACCAAAUCUAUUCUUACAUUAACCGCUUAAGAAGUUAAUUUAAGUGUUUUCAGCUUCUUACACGUACUAAAAAGGGAACAACUUAUUCAAGAAAGUUAAGAUAAAAAGACAACUCUCCAUUUUCUUUCUUCGUGAUGUAUCAUGCAUCUUUUUCUUUUUAAAGUUAAAAAAAACAAAAACUUUUUUUUGUGAUUCUUUCUGAAUACCUCAUUGUAUUGUUAUGCAAACACAUGCGGAGUCUAUUGCCGACUGUUAAAUUUCAGAGAUUUAUUGUAUGUGUUCUACUGAAUUACUAUAAGGAAAAUGCUCGUGUGUGUGUGUGUGUGUGUGUAAUUUAACUGAAAUUCUCACGUGCAUCUUGUGAUCUGUAAUCAAGACAUAAGUAUUUAUUUUUUUUUUUUCCCCCGUUAUAUUCAUUAUAUCUUUAUAAUACACGGAAUCAGAUUAACAGUAGGCUGGUAAACCAGCAUUUUAUACAGUUUGUUUUUCUAACAAUUUCAAUGAAACCCACAAAUACUCCAUGCACAUUUCCUAUGAAAUACCUACAUUAUGAAAGUAAAGCAGUAUUAAAAUACUUUAGAUUCAUAACCCCUUAACCAUGGGGUAUACUAUUAAAAAAUACUCUGGGGUGUGUCUGAUUCAAAAUACUCUACUUGAAGCCCAGAUGGGAGAGAAAAUGAACAUUUUGAAAACAUCAAUCAAGUAGACUUGAAUCAUUUUAAACUUGGGUCCCAGUAUUUUUUUAUUUGCCUCUUUUUGAACAGCAGACCUAAAAAAAUAAAUAAAGUGACACAUUUUGUGGAGUGCAGCAGUGGUUGAAGAUCGAUUUUCAACCUAGGGAAGAAGAAAGUGAUCACGGUGUUUGCAGAAUUAAUAUAUUCCUUCUUGUAGUAAUUGGAUCCUUUAUCUUGGUCUUGAUAUAUUGUACUUGUCAGUACAUCGGAGGACGUGUUUAUAUUCUAGUGGGUAAGUGUUGGCGUAGUCUAAGAGGUGCUGCUAAAACCAGACUUGUGAUGGGGCAGAGCAGUUACCAAUGAAAGCAGGUUGGACCGCAGUCGGAGAGGUCCACAGAUGGUGUAUGCAAGUGGUAUUUUAAUUUGAUAGUUAUGCGUAUAUAUAUAUAUAUAUAUAACUUAUUUUAUAAA